UAGUGUCUAAAUUCAGAGCAGGCCGUGAACGCGCCGCGGGCAGGAAAUAGGUACCUCAGAAGAUGAAGAAGAAACACGGUCGAAAAAUCAAAUAAAAGCGAGUUUAGAAAUGAGAAGAAGGUCUCCUGUAUGUGUCACAUGUUCUUCAUCACAGUUCUCGUCCUUCUGGGGGCAGGACUGGCUGCCAACAGCGAGAUUCACUCCCUCACUUGCAUCUACACGGCGCUCUCCAAACCCGACGGCACUCCGGGCAUCCACAAGUUCACAGCCAUGGAUUUGCUGGAUGGCAGGGCGAUCGAGUACUACGACAGUGAGAGUGAGAGGAAAGUUCCCAAACAGGAGUGGAUGAAAGAGUGUUUAUCUGCUGAGUACUGGGGAAAAGGCACAGAAGAACAGUGGUUAGAAAGCCUAAUGAAUCGAAAGAGACAGAAUGACUCGGUUGUCCACGUUCUUCAGGGGAUGCGUGGCUGUGAGGGCAAAAUGCAGCCUGAUGGCACGCUCAAGUUUCAUCGCGCUAUGCACACGUACGCCUAUGAUGGACACGACUUCCUUUCCUUCGAUUCUAAAAACAAAUUCUGGAUCGCCGCAAUUCAGGAGGCCCAACUCACCAUGAGAGAGUGGGACAGUGAUCAGGCCACGAAAGAGCGCAUCAAGAGAUACCUGGAGAAUGUGUGCAUCAAAUGGCUGAAGAUGUUCUUGGUUAGGGGGGGAAAGCAACUAGAAGAAGCCCCUCCGCCUGUCGUGUACGUGUUUGCAAAGAAGGCCAAAGUGGAGACAAACCUCAUCCUGACCUGCCUCGCCACAGGCUUCUACACAAAAGACAUCAUUGUUAGGAUCAAAAGGAACAGACGUGUUCUCGCUAAAGAGGACGGCCUGAUGAGCUCAGGAGGUCUUCCCAAUGGAGACGAUACCUUCCAGAGGAGAGACCAUGUGGAGAUACUAAAGUCUGACUUGUCAACGUUCAUCUGUAACGUCACUCACGAAGCAACAAACAUAAGUGUUAAGAAGCUUUGGGGUAAGAAACUUUGCUGUUUUUCAUUUGUCAGUUUUCUUUCUUUAGAUUAAAAUAGUGAGGUUUUCUGUUUGUCUACUGGAUCCUGCAUCACAGACAUUUUAGUCAUAUAUGAGAGUAACCCAGCCACAAGAGGCCACAAGCCAAAGCUCUCCUAGUUCCCAGAUAAAUGGAGAGGGUUGCAUCAGGAAGGGUAUCCAGCAUUUUGAUGCAGAUCAUAAAAAAUAUGAUUUCCGUAUUGGAAACGAUCUCCUCCAGUGCUACUGUUAGCCACAGAGGAGGAGAAGGUGUGUGGAGGCAGUGAGAGAGAAGGAAAGGCAGGAAUGUGGAGCUAAGAGUAGGACUCUAAAUGUAGGAACUAUAACUGGUAAAGGGAGAGAAUGGAGAGAAGGACGGUGCAUGCAGGAGAGCAGGAAAGGAAGCAAGACCAGGAGCACUGGAGCUCGGCGGUGGACUCUUUAACCAGCCUGUU
This is a messenger RNA of Pundamilia nyererei, 1484 nucleotides long. RefSeq names its product patr class I histocompatibility antigen, A-5 alpha chain-like. Gene Ontology annotation, biological process: immune response. Gene Ontology annotation, cellular component: external side of plasma membrane. Lineage: Eukaryota; Metazoa; Chordata; Actinopteri; Cichliformes; Cichlidae. The transcript has 4 exons. Bases 130 to 1065 code for a protein of 311 amino acids. The record is from RefSeq and is a predicted model, not a curated record.